AUGGAUUUUGACCCAAAUGAAUUGGCUAACAUUGACGAAUCAUUUGAUAAUGAUGAAGAACCUGUUGAUUUAGUAAGAGAUAUUGUCAAUAUGGAUAUUCCUGAUUCAGAGGAUACUGAAUCAACAAUCACAGAUCAAUCAUCGGAAAUGGCUAGUAACUCUAAUGACAAGCCUUCAACAUCUAAUACUCAACAUGUCGAUAAGGAUGAUCCCCGAUCCAAACUGCAUUAUGUGAAAUAUCUCAAUAGAGAAGGAAAAACUUUCAAAGUUUGGGAGUGUGGAAUUUGUUCCAAGGAAUUUCGUCAUCAAUAUACAUUAAUGCGUCACUUGCCUACACAUACUGAUGAACGAAAUUUCAAAUGUGAUGCAUGUGGUAAAGCUUUUCGUCAAUUAUCAACUUUGAGUCAACAUAAAGCUAUUCAUAGUGAUGCACGCCCAUAUGUUUGUGAAUAUUGCUCAAAAACAUUCAAUAGAGUUUCUACACUCAUAUCUCAUAGGAAGACGCAUUCUGAGCAGAAACCACAUAAAUGUUAUAUUUGCAAUAAAGGUUUCCAUCAAAAAGGUAAUCUGCGAAACCAUAUAUUUACUCACACAAACGAGCGUCCUUACAAGUGUGAUAUUUGUAACAAAGGGUUUAAUCAAAUGUCCAACCUAGUUUGUCACAAGGCCAAAGCUCAUGCGCAUUCUGAAAAAAUGCAAUAUUCAUGUAAUAUCUGUUCUCAAGAAUUUUCAAGACGAUUUUCUCUUCGUGCCCAUGAAGAAUUUGAACAUGGCAUCAAAUAUCGACACUCAAAUUCCACUACGAGCAUCAAGGAUCCUAAGAGCACUGAAAGGUUUAAUAAUUUCUUUAAAAUUCUAAACAAUUCUGUUUCUUCAGCAGAAGAUGAUAGAUCAAAUUCUUAUUCAGAUUCUUUGGAUAAAGAAUUGCCUAUGACUGAAUUUAUGGAAAACAUCCUCAUUGAUCGAAUCGAAACCAAGGCAAUGGAAGUAGCUUUGUUACAAGAGCAAACAGCCUUUGCACUAUUUAAACCAGCGAAAGGCAUUCCUGUUCUUGUGAAAGUCUCUCCUAGUGGAAGCAUGAAUCAUCUGCUUACUCCUGCAACUGCUGAUGAUUUAAAAAUGUCUGGAAAAAUGGAUGAAUCUACGCAGUUUGUGGAUCAUGGUCAAAAAUCCGUUCAAAUCAAAGUUCCUGUUGUUGCUACUGUGACAGAAAAAGUCAAUGAUGAUGGAAGAACAACUUUCAUUAUUGAACCACCAGGACCUGAUCAAGAACAAGUUUAUUCUAUUCAAAACUUGAGAGAAAAGCAGAGCUGCAGUCGACGGUGUAACCAUCGUAUUUUUGUACACUUAUUCCCUUUUCCUCUUCCCCUAGAUAACCUUAUAACACCGAUCGGCUCUGUCUCGGAAUAUCCGCUGCAUACAGAGGAAGAUUUCUCUCUAUUAGAAGAACUCAUUAGCAAUGAACAGGCUGCAGAAAAAGUAACUGGGGCCACACCAGUCGAUCAAGCUACCGAUGGGGAAUUACUUGAAUUUGCAGCAAACGAGGGUAUACAGUUUGUACGCGCAACCGAAGAUGGUCAUUAUGAAGUCAUGACCGAUGGCGAAGCUCGUGAUCUUAUGACUCAGAAUUCACAUGAUUUUGAAAUACUUGGUACUGAAAGAACCGGUUCUGUGGAUGCAGCUGUCGAAGCUAAUCAGAAUAUAAAAAACGUUCAUGAACAGCCUCUUAUUCAACCUGAAAUAAUAAUACCUGAUCAAGCUGACAUUAUGGUACUAGAUCCUAAUAAUGACCAAAAAGCUUUGACGCUAGGAGAUAUUGAAAUUCUUGAAGAUAAGGAUCUAAAACAACUAUUGGGGACGAAAUACUCUCAAGAACAGUUUGCCACCAAUUCAAAUUCAUUGGCAUUAUUGUCUCAAGUCAAGUUGAAUGAAAUUCUUGCAAUGAAACCUAUUGAUGAAAAUUCUAAUAAUUCCUUCGUAGACGAAAAUAUGAAUUCUAUUAUAGUUCCAAAUGAAAUGUCCAGUAUUCUGAACGAUCCAAAUGAACUAAUAGCAAUAGCUCCCACUGCCAUUCACAAUAAAAAUUUUCAACUUCUUGAGCAGCCAUUGGUGAAUAGUGCAAUGUUGCAACCAUCUGUAUCUGAUAUUUUUGACAAACCAAUAUUAAGGGCGACAGAAUAUCCAGUAAUACCUGAAUAUGAUUCGAGAAUGAAAAUGUUUGAUGUUGAACAUGAUUCAGAAGCUAUGUGCCUUCCUGUUCACGAAUCAAAUGGUAAAAUAUUACCAAACAUUUAUGAUGGAGUUGCUGAUCAUUGUCUGCAAGAGUCAAGUAUAAACUGUCAGGCUGAAAACUCGCUCUUCAUGGAAAGAAACUCAAUGUGUAAGGUAGAUAACUAUCAACCUCAAGUCAGAGAUUAUAAAAUGGUUAAUCCAUAUGGGCAGUUCCUUCAGCACUCAAUGUAUGAACCUAAUUAUUCACUUCCUUGUUCUUUCGAAACUUUACCUUACAACAUACCAGUUAAUGAUUUUGAUAGUAUUAACAAAAAAAUGCAAUAUUUUGACAAAAGUUAUGAAGAACAAUUUUUCCCAGUUAAUGGUUUCGAAAAUCACAAUAAUAACGAACAGAAUUUGAGUCAAGUUUUUAUGAAAGGAUCAUUCGAACACGAUGGCAUUGAAAUGAAUGUCAUGUCGAACAUUGAAAAUUAUUAUGACGAUGGACAAGAUAGAGGAAGUAUUGAUCCAGAAAUUUUCUUACAAAAAUAUGGCUUGUGUGGAAUGACAUCUGAUUAUGUAUGUUUCGAUAAUCGUCUGCCCGAUAAAGAAUUAUUACCAACUGCUCAUAGCUUCGAAAAAUAUCAUGAGUUCAUGACAAGUGAAAUACCUGAAUUAGAUUGUUAA
Messenger RNA from Trichogramma pretiosum, 2898 nucleotides. RefSeq lists its product as uncharacterized. Lineage: Eukaryota; Metazoa; Arthropoda; Insecta; Hymenoptera; Trichogrammatidae. Gene Ontology annotation, molecular function: RNA polymerase II transcription regulatory region sequence-specific DNA binding; DNA-binding transcription factor activity, RNA polymerase II-specific. The transcript is spliced from 12 exons. The record is from RefSeq and is a predicted model, not a curated record. Gene Ontology annotation, cellular component: nucleus. The coding region runs from base 1 to 2898 and encodes 965 amino acids. Gene Ontology annotation, biological process: embryo development; embryonic hindgut morphogenesis; embryonic pattern specification.